Aegilops tauschii subsp. strangulata is the source of this 1079-nucleotide messenger RNA. The record is from RefSeq and is a predicted model, not a curated record. NCBI's taxonomy places the organism in Eukaryota, Viridiplantae, Streptophyta, Magnoliopsida, Poales, Poaceae.
CUGUUUUAUAUAGUAGUAAUAAUGUUUUACUGUAUGCCGUGGUAUUUUUUGGAAGUCACUAGGUAUUUGAUUUUAGUCAAAUGUAUAUAUAAAUAUAAAUGUCAGCUCCUAGGUUUUACUGUGCAUCAGGCUGGCGCACAGUAAAAUUACCCCUCGCCCUCCCGCGCGAGGCAGACCAAUAGGCCAGCCCAUUUUUGGCGAAACCGGGCAGCCCACCCGCAGCUACUUCGUUCUAUUUGUUUUUUUUUCUUCACACCCAAGUCCCGCUGACACUGGACCCCACCAGGUCAUCUCCUUCCUCGGGUUGUACUCCUGUUAACGCACGAUGCCGAGUCAACCGACUCCAAUCCUCGUUGACUCGUCUCUGUUUCUGAUCCUUCUACCACGACCAACCCCAUAUAAUUUCCGCCCGAGUCCUCCUCUACCGAUUUUCGCCAAAACGGAGUUCUCCCGUGCCCUAGAACGGCUGUUCGAUCUCACCGGAGUUCAGCCGCUGUUGACCUCCACCAUCGUCGUUUCCGUCGUCGACAGGGGGGGAGCACCAGGACGCCGCCCACGAGCCCAACCCGAAGAAGAUCGCCGCCGCCCCAAAGCUCCUGUCGCCGUCGAUUCUGUCGCGUCUGGACGCAUCCAAACCGAGAACAUCGAGCUCGACCCGAAGCUCCACUCCGACGUCGCCGUCCAGCCGGUCCUCGCGGACGCUAGCAGAAGCUCCGGUCGCCCAGGGGCACAUAUUCGAGUUCGCUGUGUUCCUCCUCACCUCGUCCUGUUCUCCCCUAGCUUGGGAGACCUCUCCAGCGAGCGCACGCUCGAAGUCCGAGCCGGCCACGCCGUCUUCCUCAACUCCGGCGGCCAUCGAGCCAUGUCUCUCCGAUUUUCAGAUGAUCAGUGAGAUAUAGUAGGGUCGCGAGUCUUCACUCAACAUCUUCUCCAGUGGGCAUUGAUGGACUCAUCGUUUAUUAUGCUACCUUUCCGCUGUUAUUAUUGAAUAAGUUAGCUAUGUGCUACUCAGUUUGUAAUACCUUAUGAAUUCUGGAUCAUACGUUAUAGUAAAUGAUGCACUUGUUAUUUGAUAUUCA